GGGAUUCCGGUAGCUUGGUCAAAUCGUUAUAAUCGGCAAUCCGACCUGCAAACUACCGGAAUCCUUGUCACUUUCUGUGUAUGGAAAUAUGAUUAUAAAGUGAAUGGGAAUUUGCCUUAGAAAAGCUGUGUAUGCUGGUACAUCACAGAAACCAUCGUGCAUUAUUCAGGAAAUUUUGAAAUCUGGGAGAAUUUACAACCCAAUUUCUCUACGUCAUUACCAGUGUGUCUAUGAGAAAGGUAUUUCAACAUCAACAUUAGAAGAUAUACAUAAAUCUCAGACACCCUCACUCAUACUCAGCAAGAACCAUUGUACCACAUAUCAAACAAUGAGCCUGCAUGUGAAAGCCAGAUGUGAAGUUUACCCACGGACACAGGACGUGAAACGUUUUAUUGUGCCAGAUGACAAAGUGCCAUGGUCGGUUGACUUCCCAGAGUAUGACCCCAUAGAUUAUACAAGCAAAAGUGUGGCUUCUCAGCCAGUAUGGGCUGACAGCCCAGACCCUGCGACUAUCACUUUCAACUGCAUAGAUAAAUCAUGCAAUUCAGACCGGAGAAGUAAUGAAGGAAACUAUCAAGUUAUCAAUGGUUGUCCAAGGAAUCCCAGAGGGCGAACAGGUUGUAAAGGUCGUGGAACUCUGGGGAAAUGGGGGCCCAACCAUGCAGCAGAUCCAAUUGUCACAAGGUGGCAGCGUGACUCGAACAAUGAGAUUGUAAAGCAAGACGGAAAACCGGUACUUGAAUUUGUGGCUGUACAGCGUCGGGAUAAUGGGGAAUGGGCUCUACCAGGAGGCAUGGUUGACGCUGGUGAGAAUCGUACAGCAACAUUGACACGAGAAUUUGGGGAAGAGGCUCUAAACUCAAUUGAUGCCACGCCCGAAAGGAAAGCCCAGAUUCAAAAACUUCUCACAGAAUUCUUCAAGAAUGGAAAAACGAUAUACAAGGGUUACGUUGACGACCCUCGGAACACAGACAAUGCUUGGAUGGAGACCAAGGCCAUGAACUUUCAUGACGAACAGGGAACCAGUGUUGGUGCAUUCAGCUUACAUGCUGGUGAUGAUGCUGCUGACGUGAAAUGGAUGCCUAUACACAAGGGACUUAAGCUGUAUGCAAGUCACAUAGACUUUAUCCGGCGAACAGUUGAAAAUCAUGGUGCUUACUGGUAGUGGAGAACCAACAACAGCUACAGCAGUUUAAGGACUUGAUAAUAUUUGAGUUACUCACCAUUCCUAUUCUUGUUGUUUAUUUUGUCUAUGUAGGUUUUAGAAAUUAUUUGCUUAUCUGUUUUUUCGAGAUUGUACUGGUGUCUGCAGUGUCUAGUCUAACCUUGGUGUCGGCUUUGUCUAAUUUAAACUUGUUUCUCAAUUUUAUUGUUUGAAAACUCUAACCUUUGGUCAUAAAAAAGGUCCAAUUUAUGGCACUUAGAAAUGUGCUUUUGUGUAGCUAGGCCUAUAAUUAAAGCUUAAAUAAAGGCCCUUGACAUAUUGAGAGAAAUGGACAAGUUGGCAAUAACCUGCAGUGCUCAUCUUGUCUUUGUAAACAUGUGUACUAGUUAGAGCUUCCAAUGUAUUACAGCAGGGCUGUACUGAAGUCUGUAAAAUUAACUUUUCUCUGUGUUUAACUCUGACUAAAAGUGUUAGUGAUUAAGGGCCAAGGGGCCACAAUUUUGAACAGACUCAAGUCUGAGUUCAGUCUCAAUGUGGCUAUAGUGCAAAUCUUCAUUUCAUUUUAACUUUCUUUGUAGUUGAGUUUUUAUAAUGAUAUUUGCUAAAUUUUAUUACUUUUUGAAAUUGUAGAAUUAUUCAUAUUUAUUUUUGUCCAACUAAUGGAAUGAAGAGGAUUGUUUGUAAUUUAAUGAAAGUGCUUUACUGAGUCCGAGCUUAGAUUUGGACUUGAGACUGUUCCUAACCUGGCCCCAAUUUCUAGAAACAUCUUAAGUCCCUUAUAACAGGAUUAAGCUUACCUCAUUUUUUUCUUUGGGUAUAAUUUUUGCACUAUUCCCAUUCUUAGGAGAUUUCUCAAUUAAAGAAAAAAACAAUUAUCAUUAUGGUAACCACGAUAAACUACUUCUUAUUUAGUGAAAUCAAGAUUGAGGAAGUUUCGGGAAAUUGGGGCCUGGUCCUAAGAACAGUGAAAUUAACCAUGUGUUGACAUGGACCAACUUUUAACCUAUACAACAAAGAUGUAGACUUGCCAUUGCUGUUCUGUAUUGGACAGCCUUGUGUUGUUUUAGUAUUGUGGAUGCAAUUUUAUGCCCUCUUUUGCUUUUUUUUGUUUUGGCUUAUUUUUCAUGAUGUUUAGAGUUCGCAACAUUUUUGUAAACAAUUAUUGAUUUGGUCUAAGCAAUUGACAGUAAAUCAAAUAUAUUUCUUACAUCAGUACAUUCUAAAUAACUUUAUUAGCCAUUAGUGUAGAAAACAAUAUUUGCACAAAAAUAGUUAUAUAUUAGUUUGACACCAUUUGCAUAGAAGUAAAGCAAUAUGUAGAACUCAUACUUCCCAUCAUUUAAAUAGAUUAGUAGAUGUGUUUAAUCGUUUGAUUGAUUGAAUCUUUAAUGCAUGAAGAAUUAUAUUAACAACCAUAGAACUGAUAUAUAUAUAUAGUUAUAUGCAAAGGUUAUAAAACAUACACACUAACUUACAGUAUAUACAGAAUUUAAUAAAGGCAUAUUUAAAGGUUGUACAAAACAUAUAUAAUUAAACAGGUAUAUGUUAAGUAAAUAUGUCUGCACAAACCUGUAUUGAUUUGUACUCGUAAGUCCCAAACAGUGUGUGCAUCCUUCUUUUUCUUAUAUAACUGAAGCGCAUAUUCCGUUCUAAAUACUUGAUAUUAAUUUCAUUUAGUUUUGAUACAUUAUAAUAAGUAAUAAUUUCUAUACAGAUUUACAAGGUGUUAUACUCAUACAUCUGUAUUUAAGUAUGGUACAUGAGAUAAUGAGAGCUACUAUUCGUCAUAAUGAUAUUGAAUCUGGUGAUUGAUUUGCAAUUUAUUUAGGUAAAUUGAUUUUAGGGUUUCUAAAAAGCUCAAACCAAUUGAAUGCAUACUGAAUUGUCAUGAUGGGUUAUUUUGAUGUAAAGAUUAAUAUAAAAGAGAAUGUGCCAAAUUUGUGCCAUUGCAAGUUCAGUAAUACAUGUAUGUUCAUUUCUUUGUUUUAGUUUUUUUAUUAAAUUAAUAAAGUGCUUGUUAAUGUUUUGCUCUCCAAUUGUGAGGAAUUUUAAGAAUCCUUUCUAUAAUGCUAAUGUUUUAAACGAUUUUGUGUUUUCAUGACAAGGGUACAACCUCAUGAAAUAUAAAGAGGGAUACAAUAUAAAUGGAAACUUUAAACUGUGAAAAACUUAGUCUGUAUUAUAUUUAUAAAAGAACAAUGUAGAAAAAUAAAUAUUGUAUGAAGAUGGUAAAACGGUUUGUUCAGUCUUGAACGACUUUUUUCGUGCAAGUCACUUUAACAUAUAUUCGUUGCGAUUCAUUCUGAAUUUAUUGUUGUUGUAAUAAUGUUAUUGUAUUUAAAAUUUUAUAAGGCACAUUCUAUUUUGUUCUAUUGAUGUAUCAGAAAAAACAUGUGUGUGUGUGAUGAAAAUGUAUACAAUUUAUACAUCAGAAUUACAAAAUUUCAUUUUUAUGUUAGGCUUUCGUUUUUGUAUAUUCUAUUGUUUAACAUCCUCAGCACCCCAGCAUAUCAUAACCGAUAUGAUACCCUGGGGAAAUUGGCUACGUAAACUUUGUUAAUCUUGAAUAUUCAUAAGCAUUAUCCGACCAAUGAAAUAGCCGAUAACAAAGAGGAAAGAAUCUCCUUUGUGAAGAGCUAUCAGCAUAUUUAACAAUAUCCUGCCUUAAACAAUUUGUAAUCUGUGAUCUCAUUGGAUAAUUCCGAACCGAGAUUACACACGUAACAUCUCGGCCAUUUCCGCACCGCAUGAGGUGUGUCUCAUCAAUCAAGUGGCUGGAUUUCACCUUAUUAAUUAUUCAUGACUACAAGAUUUUGACAGCUGAUUUGCCCAGGGUAUGCUAGGGUGCCGAGGAUGUUGUUUAAGGGAGAGUAACUCCCUUGUAUGAAAAUUUGCAUGAGAACCUUCACUACAAUGUAGCAGCCCGAAGGUAUCAUCCUUUUGAUGUAAACAGUCUGUUUUGGGUAUGCAUUUUUUUACCUGGGCAUUGUCGUGAAUAUAUUUCCAUUUAUCUUUUACUGCAAUAUCUAGAACAUUUAGAAAAAAUAAUACUCAGCAAAAUUUUCAUUGAUAUUACACAAUCACCAUGACUGGACUAGUGGAAUGAGGCUAAUUACAACCAUUCUUCAACAAUUUAACAAACCGGUUUUAAUGACAAUUUAGUUCUGACUAUUGCCAUAUGUUAUAAGAUGGUCCAAUCUGUAUCAAAGUAAGCAUUGUGAUAAUGUGAUCACCAAAUGUUACCAUUUAAACAAACAUCUCAUCAUGCACAGUUACAUUUUUCCCCCACUUACUCCCAACUUUUUCUGACCAGCAGGCAACUAAAGCCAAGAAAAAAUAGUCUUUAUUGUCUCCAUAUAUUUGUUUUGAAGAAAUAAACCAGAUGGCAGGGCUUUCUAGGGGCAAGGGUCUUUCAUAAGGGAAAUUUGCAAAAUUUUAUUUAUUCUUAAAACAUUCAUAAAGUAUGUGUUAUUAGUGUCAGUGUCAAAUUCAAAAGAAAGACAGCCAUGGGAGGGAGCUCAU
Molecule: messenger RNA, 4687 nt
Organism: Mya arenaria
Lineage: Eukaryota; Metazoa; Mollusca; Bivalvia; Myida; Myidae
Product: ADP-ribose pyrophosphatase, mitochondrial-like
Exons: 8
Coding region: 104-1165 (353 amino acids)
Molecular function (GO): ADP-ribose diphosphatase activity
Source: RefSeq, a predicted model, not a curated record